Molecule: messenger RNA, 2265 nt
Organism: Portunus trituberculatus (swimming crab)
Lineage: Eukaryota; Metazoa; Arthropoda; Malacostraca; Decapoda; Portunidae
Product: CDPK-related kinase 7-like
Exons: 7
Coding region: 1-1968 (655 amino acids)
Biological process (GO): peptidyl-serine phosphorylation; peptidyl-threonine phosphorylation
Molecular function (GO): ATP binding; protein serine/threonine kinase activity
Source: RefSeq, a predicted model, not a curated record
AUGAUCGACCCCUGCACUGGAGGCUACACUCUACCCCGCCCAGCCUCCGCACACUCCUUCUGUGCACGUGUCUGCCCGCGGGAGGUGGGGGAAAUUACCGGUAAUGACGCGCCUUUACCGUCAAUGGGGCAACAUUUUACAGACGGACGGGGAGCUAGGGAGGUUGAGGUUAAUGGCACGCGCACCCCAUCCCUGCCACUGCACGCUGCCGCCUCUCCAACCCUGCGUCCUCUCUUGAGUCUCUUGAUUUUUGGUCUUGACUCUCGAUUCCGGGAAGGGGAAAAAGGGAAAGCUGAUGAUUAUGAGAGGAGCAGACCCCGUCGAGUGAAUACGCGACUCUCCGCCAUCCGAGCCGCGACCGUCCCCCGUCCCACUGAUCGCAGCAUCUCUCGGCUUUCUUAUGAGUAUCCAGUGCCUGGCGCCGUGCCUGAGGGUCCCAAGCCAACGCUACAGCGGUGGUUCCUGCCCGCGGUGGCGAUUCCGCGGCACCUCCCGCUCCCCGCACUGCCACCCGCCGUCCCGUCCUCCCCACGACUCUCACCCCCCAGGGGAGCUGUCCCCGUUCUUCCUCCGUGCUCCCCCACUCCCUUCACCGUGCUACCCCCGUCGCCGCCCACGUGCCGCCCAGCCGCCCACCUGUUGAGCUUGGAGAGCCGGCGGCAGCGGUGGAGGUGGAGUCAGGCCGCUGUUGCCGACCGCCGAUGCAACGCAUGUGUGGCCAGCGAUGUGCCCUGCGAGGCGGCGCACCUGCCAGACAUGCUGACAAGUACAGACUCAGGAACAGGAGGAAGCUGUGACCUGCCGGAAGAAUCCCUCAGUGACCAUUAUGACAUCCUCAACAUCCUCAGCUAUGGCAGGAUGGGCAAGAUCUACCUGGCGGCAGAGAGGGUGAUGGGAACGGAGGUGGCACUGAAGGCUGUGUGCCGAGACAUGUGUCGCCGGAGGGACAUUCAGAGAGAGUUCCACUAUGCCUCACACCUCGACCACCCAAACCUUGAGGCCGCCACCGGGAGACUCUUCCAGACCGACCUCUACUUUGUGUACCCGAUGGAAUACGCCCACUACGGGGACCUGGCCUCGUACCUCAGCUCCCGCACCAUUGAGGAGGUGCCAAUAAGAUGGGUAGCAGAGCAAGUGGCGAGUGCACUCACUUAUCUGCACAGCUUCCAGUUAGUUCAUGGUAACAUUGACCCGGCCAAUGUCCUCAUCUUCAGACCCAACCUCUCCCUCGUCAAGCUCACUGACUUUGGCUCAACCUGCCGCAGCGGAACCUUUGUGCGUCGCCAUCAGUUCACGGGACCCUACAUUCCCCCUGAGCUGAGUCGCUGCGAUGGUGUUGAGGGUUACUACACAGGCACCUCACUUGACUCCUGGGCCCUUGGAAUCCUCAUUAUUCACUGUCUCACUGGCAACAAACCUUGGACCACUAGUGACGUCUCUGACCCUGAGUACGCUGCCUUCAGGAGCUGGCAGAGGGCCAAGUCUAUCCGAGUCCCCAGGCCGUUCAAGAGGUUUACGGUUCGUCUGCUGCGCCUGGUCCGUCGACUGCUGGAGCCCCGGGGUUGGUCUCGCUACCCAGCCAAGGAGGUCUUCAAGUAUCUCGAGGACGACUGGUUGAUCAAGUCACGUGAUCGGAGCGACAGUCACGAUUUUGAUCCAUCGCUUGUUCCUCUCCAAAACUCUCUCUUCCAAGGCUUAAAUAAGGACAUAGUGAAGAACCCCUGUGACCAGAAGCAUGAGCCAGAGGACCAGGAGAAGCAGCCACAGGAAAGAGUCUCAAGUCCACGCCGCUUCUUUGCUGAGCUGUUGAGGUUGAGCUCUCCAAACACGUCUGUGAGGCACCAUCGUAAAAAUCAUGCAUGGCACCAUUCCUCUUCCUCCUCCUCCUCAUCCUCAUCUUUCACUUGGCUUAAUUCGUCAUCAUCCACCUCCUCAUUUAGUAUAUCCACCAACUAUUCUUCUGUGUAAGUGUGGAGAUCAUAGACUGAGGCACCAGAGAUGCUGAGAAGCACGCCUGAUCAAAGCUUUGGGGUCUGGAUUCAAUCUUCCUGACUUCACCAAAUGGAGUGCAGUCAAGCUUUGUUUUGCUGGUGUGCCUCUCACUCAGGACCAGCCACCAAAAGAAAGCUAAGACUGUUUUGAUACCUUUUCUAGCAUAAUCUUAAAACUUAACAAUGAUCUUCAAGAAUAGAUAAAUAUAGCUAAAGUGUGUGUGUGUGUGUGUGUGUGUGUGUGUGUGUGUGUGUGUGUGUGUGUGUGUGUGUG